Rhagoletis zephyria (snowberry fruit fly) is the source of this 912-nucleotide messenger RNA. It is a transcript of the gene Osi23, whose product is annotated as DUF1676 domain-containing protein Osi23. Gene Ontology annotation, cellular component: membrane. Lineage: Eukaryota; Metazoa; Arthropoda; Insecta; Diptera; Tephritidae. The record is from RefSeq and is a predicted model, not a curated record.
AUGUAUCCUUGUGAAAGGCUAAUAAAGUGCGGCGUGCUACUUUCUUUGGCGAUUGUGCCUUUGGUGGGUGUCCGUGGAGCGGCGCUUGAAUAUAACUCGCAAAACCCACAGAAAUCUGACGAACCGAAUUUGCCCGUUGUUGGCGCACACAAUGAAGUAAUUGCAUGGGUGCAGGAAAUGAAGCUGUUAAGACAGUAUACAAAGGAUUGCAUUGGGAAAACGAGCGACACCACAUGGAACUGCUUUAAGGAGAGUAGUGCGCGCAUAUUGGACGAUAUCCUGUCAUCCAGUGUGAUUCCCGUGUGGCCAGGUGUGCGCUUAGUGCGGAUGCCAGUGCAAAGCAAUGCAACAAAUGAGAACCGGUCAAAGAGUUUCAGCGAAUUCUAUGAUCGCAAGGACCUGCAGCAUCUGACCUGGUUCGAUCGACUUGCCAUGCGAUUGGCGCACACGCUUAGCACACAUUUCCUGCAAGUGAACUUGAAGGAACUCACCGAUGCGUACAUGCGCGCUCUGGAAAGGGACGAAAAUAAUAACAGGCUUGCCGCUGAAGAACCGGGCACCGCGCGCCACCGCCGCCAACGAUACAACAUGAUGAUCACCAUGAUGUUUGGCGUCACCGCUUUGGGUGCUGUGCUCGUCCCUAUGGGUUUUCAAAUGCUCUCCAUUGUGAGCGGAAAAGCUUUGUUAUUAGCGAAAAUGGCUCUACUAUUGGCGUCUAUCAAUGGACUGAAGAAGUUUUCUCAUUCUUUCAAUCCACAGGUGGCCAACAGCGGUAUACAUUAUGGUCUUUACCAUGUGCCCGGCGAGCAUUACGGGUACUACGACCGAGGCGAUGCACCGCACCAUCCAAGGCAAGUGGCCAGUUUUACUGUAGCACAACCAGUCACUGAAGAGCUGGGUCUAAAAAAAUGA